UGAUGGAAUGGAUUGAUGAUUCUAGAUGGCGAGCGAGAGUGGAUCUUAUCGCCUUUUUGCCAAGUCCCUUAUCUAAAUGGGCUACUUAUGUAAUCUACCUCAGCCACAAGGUACUGAGCAACUUUCCACUGUUGGUCUGUGCAUAAAACAGCCCUGGCUGUCAGGUCAUUACAUAAGCGACAGGUUUCCCACACCCCACUCAAAUUCAUAGUGUCGCUUCCGUCUCCACCAUAGGGUUUUUGCGCACAACCAAAAAUUCCCUGAACCUUCAAUCCAUCGCAAAGUAUCCAUCAGCCUGUCGACUUCACAUCAAUCACGUCCACCCACCCAGUUCAACAUCUUGUCACCGUAAACAACCGCCAAGAUGCUGAUGCCGAAGGCUGACCGCAAGAAGAUCCACGAGUACCUCUUCCGAGAGGGCGUGCUGGUCGCGAAGAAGGACUUCAACCUUCCUAAGCACGCCGAUAUCGACACCAAGAACCUCUUCGUCAUCAAGGCUCUUCAGUCGCUCGACUCCCGCGGCUACGUCAAGACUCAAUUCUCCUGGCAAUACUACUACUACACCCUCACCCCCGAGGGUCUCGACUACCUCCGAGAAUGGCUUCACCUUCCCGCCGAGAUCGUCCCCGCUACACACAUUAAGCAGCAGCGAUCGCACGCUCCUCCCCGAGGAAUGAUGGGUGAGGGCGAGCGUGAACGCCGACCGUUCGGCCGUGGCCGUGGUGGUGACCGUGGUGACCGUGGCGACCGUGAGGGUGGCUACCGAAGACGGGAUGCUGGUGAGGGUAAGGAGAGCGGUGGUGCUCCUGGCGAAUUCAAGCCUGAGUUCCGUGGUGGAUUCGGUCGUGGCCGUGGCGCCCCCCCUUCGUAAGAAGCUUCUAUCACUACUCUUAGAAAUCCCUUCGACGCACAUGGUGGCCGGGUAUGGACAUGUACUCUAGGGAAUGGAGCAUCUGCAUAGUCUCACUUCUCUGCACGUGAUAGAAAACUCGUGAGAGGAACCUCGGAUGCACGGUUGGGAGUUAUUAGGAGGCUAAAUCCUCGGAAAUCAUCAAUGAAUUAUGGACAUGCUUUUGCUGUGAAGAGACCAAAAUUCCCAAUUAAAGAUGCUUGGAUCGGUGAAAGUUAAUGGAGCGCGAGGAAAUAUAACCAAGCCGAUAUGAGCCCUACGAUUAGCAUGCAAAAUGGCUACAACUUGUUAAGGAAGUAUAUGUUUUAUUCAAGUUCCGGAAGGGAGAAGUUUGUGAUAAGGUGUUCUCGGAGUAUUCCCAUUGCUAGUUUCCCGUCAACUUUGAACGUAGAAAAAGGGAGGUUUUGCAUCGGGUAUAAUUGUCGCCAGGUGAGUGGCAUGACUUAGACGACAUCGAUAGAAAGGCACUAUGCAUAGAAGUUACCCAUGUAAGUUACCGGGGCCGUAGUACUUUAUCCGCCUCGAUUUACAAAUCGGAGACUUCCGCUCGGCUCCGGCGCUACUGAUUUGAUCCUCACGGCGGUUUCCUCAAUUGUCAGGUACAUUAGUAACAGAACUCUCGUAAUUCUUAGUUAAUA
Molecule: messenger RNA, 1548 nt
Organism: Daldinia vernicosa
Lineage: Eukaryota; Fungi; Ascomycota; Sordariomycetes; Xylariales; Hypoxylaceae
Product: plectin/S10 domain-containing protein
Exons: 3
Coding region: 365-871 (168 amino acids)
Cellular component (GO): cytosolic small ribosomal subunit
Molecular function (GO): RNA binding; structural constituent of ribosome
Source: RefSeq, a predicted model, not a curated record